Molecule: messenger RNA, 6230 nt
Organism: Artibeus jamaicensis (Jamaican fruit-eating bat)
Lineage: Eukaryota; Metazoa; Chordata; Mammalia; Chiroptera; Phyllostomidae
Product: zinc finger protein 271-like
Exons: 5
Coding region: 137-4060 (1307 amino acids)
Biological process (GO): regulation of transcription by RNA polymerase II
Molecular function (GO): DNA-binding transcription factor activity, RNA polymerase II-specific; RNA polymerase II cis-regulatory region sequence-specific DNA binding
Source: RefSeq, a predicted model, not a curated record
UGUUCCGGUCCAGGAUUUUGAGCGCGGCGUUAGAGCAGAGUCCAGUCCCAGGAUUUUUCUUCAGGAGAGCGAGGCGCCCGACUGGUCAAUAUCUUCUAGAAAGACGCUUGGACUUCCUCAGAAGGAGCAGGAGAAAAUGACCAAGUUCCAGGAGGCUGUGACGUUCAAGGACGUGGCUGUGGUCUUCACAGAGGAGGAGCUGGGGCUGCUGGACCCUUCCCAGAGGAUGCUGUACCGAGAUGUGACCCUGGAGAACCUCAGGAACCUGGUGUCUGUGGGACACUGGAACCAAAAUAAGAUAGAAAGUCUUCAUGAAGUUGCAUUGAGUUACCUUUUACUUGAAAACCUUGUGUGCUGGAGAAUAUGGGAACAACUUCUGAGUAAGUUAACCCGAAGUCAAGAUUUGAUAAUAAACCUGCGAAGCAAGGUUUUGGAUUUGCAAAAAGAAGGUGAUUCCUUCUGUCACUUGUGCACAGGAGAAUAUACUCAGGACUCCGGAGAUGAGAAAUAUAUAAUAAAGCUCCAAGGGGAAGUUCAGUGUUUCAAUAGUAUAAGAAACGAAGAGUUUCCCAUGAAGACCAUCCAAAAUUGCCCAAAGAAAAUGUAUCUGAGAGAGUCACAGAAUGAUCAGAGUAGGUGUCAGGAAGGUGACGGCAGUUGUAAAGUGUGCAAGUGUGAGCACUGUGUUGGGAGAUGGAUCUCUGGUCUCCACAGUGAUAAUCAGGAAUUGUGGGAAGGUGAGACUUCUUAUGGCCAUAAGAAUUGUGGGAAAGACUUCAUGCAGGAAUCAUUCCAGCAUACUGUCGUUCACUCAGAAGAGCACACCUCUUCCAGAAAUGGAAAAGGCAUCAGCCUUAGCCCCAGACUUGAGCUUCAUCAGCAAUUGCACCUGGAAGCAAAACCUCACAUACAUAGUGAGUUUGGGGAGAGUGAGAGUUCUACAUCGGAGCUCUGCAGUCAUCAAAGUGUUCACACAGAAGAGAAAUACAAAAGGAGUGAUGAAUGUGAUGAGGACGUCAGUCAUAGUUCACAUCAGCAAAUUGAUCGGCGAAGCCACAUUGGGGAGAAACACUACAAAUAUGCCCUUUAUGGGAAAAGCAUCAGUUACAGUUUAUAUCUUCAAUAUCAUCAGCGAGUUCACAGUGGACAGGAACUUUACCAAUGUACCAUUUGUGGCAAGAGUUGCAAUUGUGUGUGCAGUCCUCAGGCUUAUCAGCGAAUCCACACUGGAGAGAAGAUCAACAAAUGUGCUCAGUGUGGGAAGAGCUUCAGUCGGAAAUCAAACCUUCAAGUUCACCAGCGAGUCCACACUGGAGAGAAACCCUACAGAUGUGCUGUGUGCGGGAAGAGCUUCAGUCAGAACACUAAUCUUCAAGCUCAUCAGCAAGUCCACACUGGAGAGAAACCCUACAAAUGUACUGUGUGUGGGAAGAACUUCAAACGUAAUUCAUACCUUCAAGUUCAUCAGCGAAACCACACUGCAGAGAAACCCUGCAAAUGUGGUGUAUGUGGGAAGAGCUUCCGUCAGAACUCUAGUCUUCAAGCUCAUCAGCGAGUGCACACUGGAGAGAAACCCUACAAAUGUGCAGUGUGUGGGAAGAGCUUCAAUCGGAGUUCAUACCUUCAAGUUCAUCACCGAAAGCACAUUGGAGAGAAAUGCUACAAAUGUGCCGUGUGUGGGAAAAGCUUCAAUCAUUCCUCCAAACUUCAAUAUCAUCAGCGAAUGCACAGUGGAGAGAAAAUCAACAAAUGUUCUGAGUGUGGGAAGAGCUUCAGUUAUACCUCCACUCUUCAAGUUCAUAUGCGAGUUCACACUGGAGAGAAACCGUACAAAUGUGUUGUGUGUGGGAAAAGUUUCAGUCAGAGUUCACAUCUUCAAGUUCAUCAGCGAGUUCACACUGGAGUAAAACCCUACAAAUGUGCUGUGUGUGGGAAGAGCUUCAGUCACACCUCCAGUCUUCAUACUCAUCAGCGAGUCCACACAGGAGAGAAACCCUACAAAUGUGCAGUGUGUGGGAAGAGCUUCAGUAGGCGUUCAUGUCUUAAAGUUCAUCAACGAGUUCACACUGGAGAGAAACCCUACAAAUGUUCUGUGUGUGGGAAGAGCUUCAGUCAUACCUUCAGUCUUCAUUCCCAUCAGCGAGUUCACACUGGAGAGAAACCCCACAAAUGUGCUGUGUGUGGGAAGAGCUUCGGUCACACCUCCAGUCUUCAUGCUCAUCAGCGAGUUCACACUGGAGAGAAACCCCACAAAUGUGCUGUGUGUGGUAAGACCUUCAGUCGGAGUUCAAAACUUCAAGUUCAUCAGCGAGUCCACACUGGAGAGAAACCCUACAAAUGUGGUGUGUGUGGGAGGAGCUUCAGUCAGAACACUAAUCUUCAAGCUCAUCAGCGAGUGCACACUGGAGAGAAACCCUACAAAUGUGUUGAGUGUGGGAAGAGCUUCGCUUAUACCUCCACUCUUCAAAUUCAUAUGCGGGUUCACACUGGAGAGAAACCCUACAAAUGUACUGUGUGUGGGAAGAGCUUCAGUCGGAGUUCACAUCUUCAAGAUCAUCAGCGAGUGCACACUGGAGAGAAACCCUAUAAAUGUGGCGUAUGUGGGAAGAGUUUUACAUUCUGUAAUGAUCUUCAAGUUCAUCAGCGAGUCCACACUGGAGAGAAACCCUACAAAUGUGCUGUGUGUGGGAAGACCUUCAGUAGGCGUUCACAUCUUCAGAAUCAUAACCGUCUUCACACUGGAGACAAACCCUACAAAUGUUCUGUGUGUGGGAAGAGCUUCAGUCGGAGUUCAGAUCUUAAAGUUCAUCAGCGAAUUCACACUGGAGAGAAACCCUACAAAUGUGCUGUGUGUGGGAAGAGCUUCACUCAGAUCUCUGGUUUUCAAGCUCAUCAGCGAGUGCACACUGGAGAGAAACCCUACAAAUGUGCUGUGUGUGGGAAGGGCUUCAGUCGGACCUCCAGUCUUCAAGCUCAUCACCGAGUUCACACUGGACAGGAAGCUUACAAAUGUGCCAUGUGUGGGAAGAGUUUCAGUCACAUGUCCAGUCUUCAGGCUCAUCAGUGCAUCCACACUGGAGAGAAACCCUAUAAAUGUGGUGUAUGUGGGAAGAGUUUUACAUGCUGUAAUGAUCUUCAAGAUCAUCAGCGAGUCCACACUGGAGAGAAACCCUACAAAUGUGCUGUGUGUGGGAAGACCUUCAGUAGGCGUUCACAUCUUCAGAAUCAUAACCGUCUUCACACUGGAGAGAAACCCUACAAAUGUUCUGUGUGUGGGAAGAGCUUCCGUCGGAGUACAGAUCUUAAAGUUCAUCAGCGAAUUCACACUGGAGAGAAACCCUACAAAUGUGCCGUGUGUGGGAAGAGCUUCAGUCAGACCUCUGGUCUUCAAGCUCAUCAACGAGUCCAUACUGCAGAGAAACCCCACAAAUGUGCUGUGUGUGGGAAGAGCUUCAGUCAGACCUCUGGUCUUCAAGCUCAUCAACGAGUCCAUACUGCAGAGAAACCCUACAAAUGUGCUGUGUGUGGAAACAGGUUCAGUCACAGCUCUGGACUUAAAGUUCAUCAGCGAAUACACACUGGACAGAAACCGUGUAAAUGCGAUUUGUGUGGGAUGAGCUUCAUUCGUAUGUCCAGUCUUCAAGCACAUCAGGGAUUCCACACAGGGGAGAAACCCUACAAAUGUGCUGUUUGUGGGAAUAGCUUCAGACAGAGUUCAUAUCUUCAAGUUCAUCAGCGGGUCCACACUGGAGAGAAACUCUACAAAUGUGCUGUGUGUGGGAAGAGCUUCUGUCGGAAUUCAGAUUUUAAAGUUCAUCAGAGAGUCCACACUGGUGAGAAACCCUACAAAUGUUCUGUGUGUGGGAAGAGUUUCAGUCGGAGUUCAUAUCUUAAAGUUCAUCACCGGGUUCACACUGGAGAGAAACCCUUCAAAUGUGCUGUGUGUGGAAACAGCUUCAUGAGGAAUUCAGAUCUUAAACUUCAUCACCAAGUUCACACCGGAGAAAAAGUCUACAAACGUGCUAUUUGGGAAGAGCUUCAGUCAGAGUUCACAUCUUAAUGUUCAUCAGUGUGUCCACACUAGAAAGAAACCCUGCAAAUGGGUUUUGUUUGGUAAGAUCUUCAGUUGGACCUUAGGACUGCAAGCUCUUCAGGUCAUCCACAUAUAGCAAAACUGUGUAAGUGUAGCAUAUCUGGUAAAAUCUUCAGCCAGAUUUCAAGUCUUCAAGCUGAUCAUAGAGUCCACAUUAGGCAGAAACUCUACAAAUGUUUUACUUACAGUACAGCCUUUAGUAAGAAUUUGCGGUUGUAGGUGCAUGAGAGAGUACACAAUACUGGUUAGCUCAUCACACCUGAUUGGUGUGUGAUAAAAGUGUUCUUCAGAGCUUAGACUUCAUUCAUCAGAAAAAGUGCACAGCUGAUAAGUGUCUGUAAAGUGUUGUGUGUUAAGAAUUCAGCAUGAGGUUAGUUUUCUAUCUAGUAGAAAAAAACCUACUUGUUUCAUGAAUGUUGACACUAUUCCAGCUGACUUCAAAUGUGACAAUUCUUCACAGCAGACUGCCAGCCAAGAUAGAGGCACAGGUAGACACACUGUGCCUUCUUGCAGAACCAAAAGAAGGACAACAACAAUUUAAAAACAAAAACAGGGAGAACUGACAGAAAAUCAAAUUGUGUGGCAAUCUGACAACCAAGGAGUUAAAGAAGACAUUCACCAGAGCAGUAGGAGAAGUAGAGAUAGGCAGCUGGAUAGCAGAGGACUCUGGACAAGGAGGCAGCGAGCACACCAGGAUGGGCAAGGCAGUGGCUGGCACAACCAGGUGGUCCCACAUUCAUGUGCAGAUAAACCAGGCGAAACAAAGGGGGAAUGGGAACUCCCAGCCUCAUAGCAAAGUUUGUUGGAGAGACCCACAGGAUCCUAAAACGUAUACAAACCCACCCACAUAGGAAUCAGCACCACAGGAGCCCACUUUUCUUGUGGGACGCGGGGCAAGUGACUGAAAUUCAGCAGAGACCGGAGCAGGCGCCGUUGUUCCCAGUGAUCCGAGUUACCCUGCUCUGGUAAACACCUAAAGCUCCACCCCUCACUAUGUAACAGGUAGGUCAAGACAAAAAAGGUCCAAAUGAAACAACAGAUGAAAGCUUCAGAAAAAAAAUAUAACCAAGCCACAAAGAGGUAGCCAACCUAUCAGAUGCACAGAUCAAAACACUGGUAAUAAGGAUGCCCACAGGAUUGGUUGAUUUUGGUCCCGAGUUAGAUGAAAAAAUGAAGGCUAUGCUAAGUGAAAUAAAGGAAAAUCUACAGGGAACCAAUAGUAAUGAGAAGGAAACUGGGACUGAAAUAAACUGUGUGGACCAGAAGGAAGAAAGAAGUAUGCCACCAGAAAAUGAAGAAACAAGAAUUCAAAAAUGAGAGGCUUAGGAACCUCCAGGACACCUUUAAACCUUCCAACAUCCAAAUUAUAGGGGUGCCAGAAGGAGAAGAAGAAGAGCAAGAAAUUGAAAACUUAUCUGAACAAAUAAUGAAGGAUAACUUUUCCAUCUGGCAAAGGAAAGAGAUUCUAGGAAGCCCAGAGAGUCCCAAAGAAGUUGGACCUAAGGAGGAACCCACCAAGGCACAUAAUAAUUAUAUUACCCAAGAAUUAAAAUAAGAGAAUCUCGGAAGCAGCAAGAGAAAAGAAGACAGUUACCUACAAAGGAGUUCCCAUAAGGCUAUCAGCUGAUUUUUGAAAAGAGACCUUACAGGCAAGAAGGGACUAGAAAGAAGUAUUCCAAGUUAUGAAAGGCAGGGAUCUACCUGCAACAUUGCUCAGUCCAGCAAAGCUUUCAUUUAGAAUGGAAGGACAGAUAAAGUGCUUCUCGGAUAAGAUCAAGUUAAAGGAGUUCAUCAUCACCAAGCCCUUAUUUUGUGAAAUAUUAAAGAGAUUUAUUUAAGAGAAAGAAAGAAAAAAUAUGUACAGUAAAAUGGCAAACUCACAGUUAUUAACAACCAUACAUAAAUUAACUAAGCAAACAAAUAGAACAGGAACAGAACCACAGAAAAGGAGACACAUGGAAUGUUAUCAACAGGGGAGUUGGAGGAAGAGAGAGGGGGAAAGGGUACAGAGAAUAAGUAUCAUAGAUGGUAGGUAGAAAAUAGGGGGAGGGUAAGAAUAGUAUCAGAAAGGUAGAAGCCAAAGAACUUAUGACACGUGGACAUGGACUAAAGAGGGGAAAUGUGGGUGGGAGGGGGU